Plasmodium adleri (nom. inval.) is the source of this 5070-nucleotide messenger RNA. RefSeq names its product conserved Plasmodium protein, unknown function. Gene Ontology annotation, molecular function: actin binding; phospholipid binding. The transcript has a single exon. Lineage: Eukaryota; Apicomplexa; Aconoidasida; Haemosporida; Plasmodiidae. Gene Ontology annotation, biological process: membrane organization; cell projection assembly. Gene Ontology annotation, cellular component: actin cytoskeleton; cytoplasmic side of plasma membrane. Bases 1 to 5070 code for a protein of 1689 amino acids. The record is from RefSeq and is a predicted model, not a curated record.
AUGAGUAACAAUAAAGAUAGCGGCAGUAAUAAAAAUAUGAAUAAAAAAAAGAUUGGAAAAGAUUCUAUAAUAAGUAAUAAUAAUAAUGAGUCUAUAAAUGAAGGUGUAAAUAAUGAGAAUAGGCCUUAUGAUAAUGUAAAUAUAGUAGACGAAGAAAAUUAUGAAAAGAAAGAAGGAGGAAAUAAAAACGAGAAGAAGGAUGAGGAGAAAAAGAACGAUGAAGGAAAUUAUAAUAAUCAAUUGAAUAAGAAGAAAAAGAAUGAUACACAAUUAAAUGUAGAAUCACAACUAGAAGAAGAUGAGAAAUAUAAGAAAAAGAAAAAAUUCAGUAAAGGAAUGAAGAAUCAGGAUGAGAAAUCCGAAUUAACAAAAGAGGAUGAAAUGUUAUUAGGAAAUGCAAAUGAUGAUAAUAUGAAAAAGAAGAAGAAAAAAAAAGAGCAAGAUGAGGAAGAAAAGGUAGGACAAAAUGGUAAUAGUAGUGUUAAAAAUAAUGAUGGUAAUAAUAAAAUUAGUACUAUACAUGAAAAUGAUGGAGUAGAAGGAAAAGAAAAACAAAAAAUAUCUUCUCAAGAAUAUAGAGGUGAUAAAAAUAAUGUUUUAGUAUCAUCCACAUUUCAUCAGAAGAAUUUUAAAGACAAAAAACAUAUGACAAGAACGGAUAAAGGAGAUAAUUAUUAUAAUAAUGUUAAUCACAUGCAUGAUUGGAGAAAUACAUCGUCUCACCAUUAUUAUACACAUCAUCAUAGUGAUAAUAUGAAGGGUGGUUUUAUGUAUCACCACAUGAAAAAUAAUAAUAGUAAUAAGAAUAAGAACAACAAUAAUAAUAAUAAUAUCAAUAAUAAUAAUAUCAAUAAUAAUGACAAUAAUAAUGAUAAUAAUAACAAUAAUAAUAACAAUAAUAAUAAUAAUAACAAUAAUAAUAAUAAUAACAAUAAUAAUAAUAAUAAUAAUAAUAAUAAUAAUGAGGUACAAAGUAAUGAUAAGACCAUGCAAGAUUUUCAAUCUUCAAUGAAAGAUAUGAAUAAAAAAAGAAGCUUUAAUAAGAAUGAUAAUAAAAAUAUGGAUGCAGUUAACAAUAAUAAUUAUAAUAAUAACCCUGUGAAUAAUAAUAUGUAUAAGAAUAAUUUUAAGUAUGACUAUAAGAAUAAUAAGGGUUAUAAUUUAAAAAUGGGGAAAGGUUAUAAAAUGCAAAACACACCAAAUAAUAACAACAACAAUAAUAAUAAUAAUAAUAGUAAUAGUAAUAAUAAUAAUAGUAGUAAUAAUAAUAAUAACAAUAGUAAUCUUAAUAAUAACAACAACAACAACAAUAAUAAUAAUAUCAAUAGUAAUAACACAAAUUACGAAUUUAAGCCUAGUGAAGGGGUAAUGGAUUCAAUGAAUAAUUUGUUCAUGUAUAAUAAUAAUGGUAAUUAUAAUUAUUUAGCUAGCUAUGGAUGUAAUUAUCCAUAUAAUAAUAAUUACUACGUUGAUGAAAAUGAGAAAUGUUAUGAUAUAUCUAAUUAUUAUGGUGGAAAAUUAUAUCCUGAAGGUUAUAGCGAGAAUAAUUUUGAUGUGCGUUAUAAUUAUAAUAUGAUGAAUGAUUUUUAUAAUUAUUUUCCAUUAAAUUAUUAUUAUUAUAAUAUGAAUAAUUUGUAUUUUAAUAAUUCAAAUUAUAAUAAUGGACCUAAUUUAUAUAAUGAUUAUAUGAAAAAUCGAAAGAAUAAAAAAUUCUUAUAUGAAAAAGGGAAAAAAAAAAAUUUUAAAAAUAUGAAUACAAAUAAUAUAUAUAAUGAAUUGAAAACUAGAGUUAUGGAAAUUUUUAAAAGAGAAAAUAUUAUGUCAGAUGAUUAUUUGUUAUAUUAUAUGUAUAAUAAUAUAAAAUUAAAUAUAGAUAUAAUAUCAAAGCAUCCAUAUAUAUCCCCUCUCAUUAAUAAUAAUACAAAUAUAUUGUUAAAUGUGUUGAAUGAUCUUAAGUGUAUCAAUUUACCUAAAAAAGAAUCUGAAUCUGACAUGGAAAAAAUGAAAACAAAUAAUGAGCAUGCUGACAAUAAUAAUGACAAUAAUAAUAAUAGUAGUGAUCCAAUUGGUGAUUUUGAUAAUAAUAAUAAUAAUGUUACUAGUGAGGAUGCCAUAUCCAAAGAUCAAAACAAAAAAUCAAGUAAUGACCAUGAGAAAGAAAAUAUUUAUAUGGAUGAACACAAGGCUGAUGAUAAGGUGCUGUCUGAUGAAGAUGAAGAAAAAAAUAUUAAUCACGACGAAAAUGAAGACAUAAAUGAGAAAAUAAAACUAGCACAAGAAAAUGAUAAAAGUAAUGAUAAUAAUGAUAAUUAUGAUUGUGAUAAUGGAUCUAAUAUAUGUAGUAAUCAAAAGAGUGAUGAUAUUAAUGUUAAUAAUGAUGAAAUAAAUAAGGAUAGUAAUAAUAUAUAUAACAAUAAUGACCAAGAAAAUAAUAAUAAUACUGAUGAUGUUGGCUUAGUUAAGAAGGAUAAUGAAAAUAAUGAUAUGUGUCAAAGUAAUAAUAAAAAACAAGAUGAUGUUGAAAUUAUAAAUAAUAAUAAUAAUAAUGAUGAUGAUGAUGUUGUUAAGAUUAAUAAAAAAAGUUAUAAUGAAAAAUUAAAUAAUCAAGAAAAUAAUAAUAAGAAUAACAAUAUUAUAUCAAGUGAUCAAAUAGGUUCAAUAAAAAUAUUGUUUGAUGAAGAUAAUAAAAACUUCUUGUUAAAUUUAAAUAAUAGAAGAAAUGUUAUAAUUAUUAGAGAUAUUAAUUCUCAUUAUAUUAAUACUAUAAAAAGUUUUGUUUUAAGUAGUCCAGGUAUACAAUCAAAUGAUGUCUUAAAUAUUAGAAGUGAUAUAAACAAUACUAUUUUUAUUACUCUAAGAAAUGAAAAAAAAACUGAAUCGUUAGCACAAUAUUUAAAAACCAAAACAAUAAAUGAUAAAAAAUUAAAUGUGAGAAUAAAGACAACUCAAAAAAUUCAAAACAUUAUUGAGAAUAAUAUAUUUAAGGCAUCAACAAGUAAUCAUGUUAUGAAUACUGCUAAUAAUAAUAUGGUUAAUGUUGCAAAUAAUAGUAACAAUAGUGUAAUAGGAAACACAAAUAUCAAUAAUUCUUCUAACAGAAAUAAUAAUAAUAAUAAUAACAAUAAUAAUAAUAAUAAUAAUAGUAAUAAUAAUAAUAAUAUGAAUUUAAAAAAUAACAAUGUUAAUAAUAAUAAUAAUAAUAAUGUAAGUAUUGCAAGUAACAAUAAUAAUAUGAACAGUCAUAUGAAUAUUUUGAAUAGUGUUGGAAGUAACAUACCUAUGAAUGGAAAACAAUUUUUUAAUUUUAAUAAUUUAUAUUUCUUGCCAAAUGCAUUAAAUACUUUUGAUAAUAAUAUAUAUUCAAAUAAUGUUAUGACUGCUGGAACUUCAACGGCAGGUUCUGCUACCAAUGCAGCAUCUACGAUUCCAUUUGAUGCUUAUAUGAAUUAUUUUAAUUAUAAUAUGAACAAUACUGCUUGUAAUAUAUUUAACCCUAUGGCUUCAUGUGAUACUUUUAAUAAUGCAUAUAAUAUGUAUACCCCUCAUCAUCACCAAGGACAUAACCACAAUUAUAAUCACAAUAACAAUCAUAACUAUCAGCAUAAUAAUAACAAUAGUAAUCAUAAUAAUAAUAAUAACAAUAAUAAUAACAAUAGCAAUAACAAUAAUAAUAGUAAUACAAAUAAUAAUACUUAUUUUCAAGGAAACGAAUUAAAAGGUAAAGGUGGCAUGUAUCCUAAUAAAGGAAUAAAAUAUGGAAGAGGAGGAGCAAACAAUGAACAUUUCAAUAAUUUGAAAUAUUAUUCAAAUAAUUAUGGUAAUUAUAACCAUGCAUAUAAUAACUACCAUGAUGGAGUUUCAAAUAGAAAUGAGCAUAUGAUAGAUGAAGGUAAUAGAAAAUAUCAGGGUGAGCAAAAUAUGAAUGAUAAUAAGGUGGUUCAUAAUAAUAGAAUGAAUCGACCUAUAAAGGUGGAUACAGAAAAUAAUAAUAAUAAUAAUAAUAAUAAUAAUAAUAAUAAUAAUAACAAUAAUAAUAAUAACAAUAAUAAGGGUUUAAAUUCAUCUGGUAACAAUACUAAUAAACAGAAUAAUAAUAAUGCAAAUAGUACAAAUAAUAAAAAUAACAAUAAUAAUAAUGACAGCAGAAGUAGUAGUAAAAAUAAUAAAAUAAAAAAUAAUAAUGGUAAAGGUAAUAAUCAUAAUAACAAUCAGGAUAAUAAUGAAAAAAAUAAUGACGAUCAUAAUAAUGAAGGUGAUAAUGACGGAAAUGGUAGUGGGCAAAAUAGUGGAAAUAAUAAUACAGGAAAUAACAAUAAUAGUAACAACAACAAUAAUAAUAAUAAUAAUAGUAAUCAUAAUAGUAAGAAUAACAACAAUAGUAAUAAUAAUAACAAUAAUAAUAAUAAUAAUAAUUCAAGCAGUAGUAAUAAUAAUAACCAUAAUGCAAAUAAUAACAGCGCAGUUAAAUUAAACGAUGGAAAUAAUUAUAAUAAACUCAAUUGUAACAAUAAAAAUGAUAAUUCAUCUAAUCAAGGAGAUACAAAAUUAAAUGAUAGAAAAAAUGGAAAAUUUUUUUUCAAUAGAAAUAAUAUCAAAAGUACAGAUAAAAAGAAUGAAGAAUCAAAUCAAUAUUCUUUAAUUGAUAAUAAAAAGAUAGAUAUAGAUAAGGAAGAAAUAUCGAAUGAAUUCGAAGUAGAAGGAGGAAAUUUAAGUGAACAAGGUGGAGAAAAUAUAAAUGAUAUUGAUAAAAAGAAAACAUAUAAAAUUGAUAAAAAAAAUAAAAAGAGUUCAACAAAUAAUAGUUUGAAUAAUGUAGAUAAUAUGAAUAAAGAUAAAAAUUUAGGUAACCAGGAUGAUAAAAAAAUAACUAAAAAUAAAAAUAAACUUGAUGAAAACCUUAACAACAGCACACAAACGUUAAAAAAAUAUUCUUAUGUAGAUAUUAUGGAUUCAUGUAAAAAAUUAACAAAUGUUGAUACUCCUGAAUGUAUUGAAAAGUUAAUGAGUGAGAAUGUUUCUCUCUUUAGAAAACAUGAUGAUAAGUUCUGUUGGAAAUUAAAUGUUUGUUAA